AUGGCCGGUGAAAAUGUGAUCGCCGGAGACGUUCCUAGAAGACCGACUUAUGUACCUCAUGAUCCACAUGGGGUCUUACAAGAAUCUCACAGAGCGAAGGAAUUGUUGGCUCAUGAUACUUUGGUCAUAGUUAGACAACUGGAAAUGCUCAAUGUGUUUUUGGGCUUCGAACAAGCUAAUAGGUAUGCUAUAUACACACCCGAAGGUGAUCUUGUAGGCUUUUUGGCAGAAGAAGAACGAUCGUUCUUCUCUACUAUGUCACGUCAGAUGUUAAGAACACAUAGACCAUUUCGAGCUGUCGUCAUGGAUCCCACGGGAACUCCUAUACUUUGGAUCCGCCGACCAUUCGCAUUCAUAAACUCUCGCAUAUUCGUUCAUUCCACUCAAGAUGGAGAUGGGAGAUUAGUAGGUGAAGCUCAACAGGAGUGGCAUCCCUGGCGAAGACGAUAUAACCUUUUUCAAUCACGCGACGAGGAGACUUUCAAACAAUUCGCCAGGGUAGAUUCUGGUUUCCUCGCUUGGGACUUUUGGCUCAAAGAUGCGGAUAAUCGUCUUGUUGCUUCAAUCAAUCGAAAUUUCAAAGGGUUUGGACGAGAACUUUUCACAGACACUGGUCAAUAUGUCAUACGCUUCGAUUCAGCUGGUACAGAGCUGAACCUGCCUCCCGGAAGUCAGCUGGACGUACAGGGUCAAAGUUUGAUACUUCCAAAAGGACGAGAAGGUGGAUUGACGCUGGAUCAGCGAGCCAUGACUCUAGCCACCGCUGUCUCUAUUGAUUUUGACUUCUUUUCUCGACAUUCUGGUAGCGGUGGUAUGGGCUUACCAUUCUUCAUAUGGGGUUCAGAUGGUUCUUCAGAGGUCCAUCACGGCGGCAGCGGUCAACCACCGGUGGGCCCUGACGUCGGCGCAAUGGCAGGAGGGGCUGCAGCGGGUGCGACAAUGAGUGAAAAUGAGCAGAUAUACGGACCGCAAUCGGGAAGGACCAGCCCAUCCCGGGAAGAGAAAUACGGCCAAGAAGGACUGGAGGGCUAUGAUGAGAAUGAGGGAUGGGGAGAUGAUGAAGUAUUGCAAGAUCCUUGGGAACAGUCAGAUGAUGACGGAGGUGUAUUCGGAGGCGGAGGAGAUGGAGGUGGAUGGGGAGGGUGGGACGAGUAG
Messenger RNA from Tremella mesenterica DSM 1558, 1155 nucleotides. RefSeq lists its product as uncharacterized. Gene Ontology annotation, cellular component: plasma membrane. The transcript has 11 exons. Bases 1 to 1155 code for a protein of 384 amino acids. Gene Ontology annotation, molecular function: phospholipid scramblase activity. Gene Ontology annotation, biological process: plasma membrane phospholipid scrambling. The record is from RefSeq and is a predicted model, not a curated record. Lineage: Eukaryota; Fungi; Basidiomycota; Tremellomycetes; Tremellales; Tremellaceae.